AUUUGCCACAAGCGUGCCACGAUGCCGUCGAGCGAUCACCUUCCCGAAGAGUCCUCCCCGCUUCUCCGAAGGUUCAAAUCCGUGCAGGUGUCGUCGUCAUGGCUGUUCUGGCGCCCGUCGGCUCCUGGGCAUCGCUUUUUUCUGCUUGUGCUUAUCUGUUUGAUUCCAUUUGGCGGUCACUUUGUCAAGAAUGAAAUGAGUUCGUUGGAGCCCUUCAUGUUGGACGACCCCACGUUUCCCAUCUCCAACACUAUGUACGGCGCGCUCAACUCGGCCGUGUCGAUCCCCAAUAUGAUCGUUCCGUUCUUGGGCGGUCACCUCCUCGACAACCAAGGCCACAAGAGCAUCCUGUACUUCCUCCUGCUCAUGUGCAUCGGUCAAGCCAUCUUCACCUACGCCAUGGACGCGCACAAGUUUUGGCUCGCCCUAGUUGGCCGAGUCGUGUUUGGGCUAGGCGAAGGCAGCGUCGUGGCCGGCGCCCGAGCCAUCCUGUCGUACUGGUUUGACCGUUCUGAACUCACGUUUGCCAUGGGCGUCAUGAUUGCGACUUCGAACGCGUCGAAGAUGCUGGCCAAAGCUACGGUUGCCCCAUUGGCCCUGCACUUUGGCAGCUACGUGUAUGGGCUCUCGUACGGAUUGGUUGUAUGUGUGGUGUCGUCCCUGUUUGCGCUGCUGCUGGUGAAAUGCACUCGGGCGUUGCGUGUGAUUCGGCACUCGGUUCGAGCUCAGCGUGGCGCCUCGACGGACCUGUCGACUCUUGUGGACCCCAAGCUGGCGUGGUUGACAGCAUAUUGCAACAGCAGCAGCCACCACCACCACCACGACCACCAGCCUCCUCAUCAUCAUCCGUCCAACACGACAAAAGGAUCCAAGCACAACGCUGGCGUGCUGCAGCCAGUCCAAGCGUCUACUGCCGGUGGCUUUUCCAUUGUGUUUUGGCUCGUGGUGGUUCUGCACGUGGUCUUUAUCAACGCAUUUCACUUGUUUCAAAACAUCUCGAGCAGCUAUCUUACCCAAGUGCACGGGUACUCUGUCGUGGACGCAGGGUACGCCAGCUCCCUCGCGCACACGUUCGUGCUCGUAUCGCCGUUUGUGGGGCUGAUCAUCGACUACGUCGGGGGGCGAAUGGUCGUGGUGGUCGCGUCGUGCUUUCUCGGCGUCGUCUCGUACACCCUGCUGGUGUUCACGACGUGGCCCCCCAUCGUAGCGAUGCUGCUCUUCUCGGUAUGUCUGGCUGCCACCCCCACCAUCCUCAUGGCCAGCAUCCCGCUUUCAAUCGACAAAAGUCGGUUUGGGUUGGCGUUCGGCAUCGUCGAAGUGAUCGACGGCGUCGGUGCCUUCCUCGGCAACGUCGGCCUGGGCUACCUCCGCGAUAUGUCUGGCUCGUACGAUGCGGUCAUGUACUUUUUACUGGCGCUGACGUCGUUUGGGUUGGGACUAAGUCUGGUGCUGGCGUGGGUGGACAACCUCUACGGCGGCAACCUCUCGUCCGCGACAGUCAACAUCCCCCUUGUCGCCCCCAACACCCCCCCAGGCAUCGUCUCGCCGCUCAGUGGCUCCGACAGCGACAGAAUAGCCAAGUCCUCUCGCAUAUAUUUAUAAUAUGACCAAGCUAUGAUCAUAGCAAUAUACGGCUUGACUAUGAAGUGCCACACUUCCAUCA
Molecule: messenger RNA, 1663 nt
Organism: Aphanomyces astaci
Lineage: Eukaryota; Oomycota; Saprolegniomycetes; Saprolegniales; Verrucalvaceae
Exons: 2
Coding region: 22-1602 (526 amino acids)
Biological process (GO): transmembrane transport
Molecular function (GO): transmembrane transporter activity
Source: RefSeq, a predicted model, not a curated record